Plasmodium berghei ANKA is the source of this 4530-nucleotide messenger RNA. RefSeq names its product conserved Plasmodium protein, unknown function. Lineage: Eukaryota; Apicomplexa; Aconoidasida; Haemosporida; Plasmodiidae. The transcript is spliced from 3 exons. The record is from RefSeq and is a predicted model, not a curated record. Bases 1 to 4530 code for a protein of 1509 amino acids.
AUGAUAAUUUUUCAGAUUUUUUUUAUUUUUUUUUUAUUUAUACUAAGUAAUAUAAAAUGCAUUUAUUCGUUAAAAUUUGAAAAAAUUAAAAAUAAACUAUAUUUACAAGGGAAUAAAAAUGGUUGCAAUCAAAAUUAUUUUAUGAGAAAAAUAAGUCCAUUUUUUAUUAAUAAUAAUUAUAAGGAAAAUGUAAAAUUGAUGAACAGUUACAUAUUUGAUAGACUUAAAAAUAAUUAUAGCCAUCUCUCAUCACACAAAAGACAAAAAAAUAAAAAAUCGAUACAUAAUGGUAUUUUCACUUUAACGCUUUUUAACAAAUCGGGGGAAAAAGAAAUUAUGUCUAUUAAAGAUGUUGAUAAAGAGCCCGAUUUAAGAAAUUCCCCAAAAAAAGAAACUAUUGAGAGUGUGAAAGAUAAUAAAAAUGUAUUUUCUGGAAAGAACAAUGAAAUAGUUCAAGGAAAUAAGAAUAUGAAUUUAAACAAAAAAAAUAAAAUUUAUAAAUUAAAUGGAACCAAAUAUACUAAAGGGAAAACAGAUAGUCUAAAUAUUGUUGAUAUACAAAAUAUAAAUGUGAAAAAUUUUUUAAUAAACAAAUACGAGAAUAGAUCGCUAGCUUUGCAGGACUAUAUUUAUAAAUCAUGGAAAGAAAAAAACUUCUCAAAUUUUUUUAAUGCUAUAAAUGAUAAUGCAUUUAAUUAUAUGUGUAUAGAGCAAUGGUUACAUAAAUUGUCAAUAAGCUUAAAUAAAAAUCAUUUAAAAAUAAAACUAACAAAUGAUAACAUAAUAAUAAGAAAUAACCACAUUUCAAGUAAAUCAGAAGCAUUUAAUGAAAUAAAGAUUGGACAUGAUGUAAUAAAUAAAUGUUUAAAAAUAUUAAUAGAUAAUGUAGAUAAAUUUUGUUCUUAUGAAAUAACAUCUAUUUUAUGGGCUAUAACAAUAAUUUUAUUAAAAGUAAUUAAAACUUCAAAUACCUCUGAAAAUGUUAUUCAUAGUAUUAAAUAUACAGAUUUAAAUAUAUCAAUACUUAAUAAUUUUAAAUUAUUUUUUUCAAAAAUUAUUACAAGCUUAAAUAAAAUAAAAAAUAACGUUUCAAUAGAUGAAGCAUUAUGGGCUAUAUGGAGUAUUACUAAAUUAUUACAUUUUAAUUUAAUUAUUGAAAAGCAUUUGAAUUUUUACAAAAAAGAAAAUCAUAACAAAUAUAUUGUAACUUAUGAUUCAAAAUUGAGCACACUCAACAAUCAUGAUAGUAAACAGAUUAAUGUGAUGGAUAAUGCAAAUUUAUUUUUAAACUUUGAAAAUAAAAAAAAUGAAAUAACUAAAAUGAAAGAAGACAUAGAGAGAUACAACAAAUCAAAUGAAAAGAAACAACAAACAAAAGACAAAUAUACAAAUGAAAAAAUACAAAUCUUUAUGGACAAAUUUAAUCUAAAUAAAAAGGAUGUGAUAAAUAUAUUUGAGAUAUUUAAUUAUAUUUAUAUAAAGUUAUGUACAAAUUUAAAAUAUUUAAAAGAAAAAUAUUAUGUAUAUAUACCAUUCAUUAUAUUUGAAUCACAAACAUUAAUGUUAAAUAGUGGUAUAUUAUUAUUAAACAAAAUUGUUAAUAUAAUUUUAGAAAAUAAUAUAUUAAUAAAAUUAUUUAAUUUUGAAAAUUUAAAAAAUAUAUAUUCUAAAAAAAAUAAUACCAACUCCUAUAGCCAAAAUAAAGACAUAUUCCAAGUUAAGACAUUAAGUAAAAUGUAUAAAUUAAUUAAAUGUAUUUCUAAAAUAUUCUAUCCAUUAAAAAAUCAAAAUAUUAUGAACAUGAAUUUCCAUAAUAACUAUAACAUGUUAGACACUAAAAUUUUAGGGAAAUUUAUUAUAGUAUGUAAUGAUGUAUUAAUGAAAUAUGUAGACUAUUUUGUUUUCAUAAUAAAUAAUCAAAACGAUAACCCUAUAAAUAUGAAAACUGGGGAUACUACAAAUAUACUUUAUACUGAUAAUAAAAAAAUGGAUAAAAUACAAAUAAGAGACGAAAUAAUGAUGAAAUAUAAAAAUGAGUUUAUAUUUGUUUACAACUGUUUGAAAAGUUCGUUAGUUUCUUUAAUUAAAUUAGACCUAAAAAACAAGUACUUGUAUGAAUGGCUAAAUAAAAAUAUUAGCAUUUUUCAAUUUAAGAAAUUUCAUUCUGAAAAAAAAAAUGAUAAUGUAGAAGCAUAUUUAGGGGGUGAAGAUUCCAUACCUGAUACUUCAGAUAGAAAUUAUGAAGAAGAUAAUAAUUUUGAGAAAAAAAAUAACAGUCAUGAAUAUAAAAAUGAGAAUCAAGAGUGUAACGAGCAAGGAUUACACACACUCGAUUCUCUCCAAACAGUCAAAGAAUCUACAAAAUCAGAUGUAUGUCUAGAUGUACUAGCAUUAAGUAAAUUCACAAAAUUAUACAAUUCGAAUAUGAAGAGGAAAUUAAUAGAAAAUGUUAAAGAUAGUAUUGAAAAAUCUAUAAAACGAUUUGAGAGUAUUUAUGGAAAUGAUUCUAUCGCAAAUAAUACAAAAUAUCCAAGCUAUAUAGCAACUAAUGAUAUAUAUAUAAUAAAUGCAAAAGGCAUAGAAGAAUUAUAUGAUAAAGAAACACGAACUUUUUUUAAAAAUAAUAAAAAUAUAGAAUUCCAUAAUGUAAUUAUGCCAAAACAAUUAUCAAUAUUUAUAAAUUAUUUAGGAAGAAAUUAUUAUUUAAUUAAUAAAAAUAAAUUAGAGAGAAUAUUUUUUAUAUCAUUAAAAUAUAUUAAUAUAACGCGAUUUAAUUAUUUUACUUCAAAUGAUAUUAUACAUUUUUUACAAGGACUAUUAAAUUAUAUUAGUCUACAUAAUAAUUUAGAGUUUAUUUCUGAACAUGUUAACAAAAUGUUGGAAACAUUAUGCUAUAUUAUUGAAGAUUCAUUCUUAAAAUGGAAAUCUUCAAAUAUUUGUCAAUUAAUUUAUUUAUUGGCACGAUUUAAGUAUAUACAUAAAAAUAUAUUUAAUAAAUUUGAUGCUUUCCUAAAUAUUGUUAAAUUUCCAAGUUAUGUAUACAAAAAAGCAAAUAUAGACUAUCCGAUGGACAAAAAAGAUGGUAUUUCUUCCAUUAGAAGUAAAGAUGUUAAUAGAGAGGAAGAAUAUAAUAGUAUACCCAAUGAAAAAGGGGGAAAAUAUAAUGAAAAUUUUGUGGAAUUUGAUGAAUAUGAUGAAUUAUUGAAAAAUAUUAACAUCUCAAUAAAUGAAAUUAAGUAUGAAAAUUUAGGAUCCGCAAUGUGGGCUAUGACUGCACUUAAUAAAAAUGUAGUUAAAAAAAAACAUUAUUUGAGAUUUUUUUAUUUAUUUUCUAUAUAUUUUUCUUUGCACAUUAAAUUGUACUUACAAAGUGGCCAUUUAAAAAGCGAAAAUGCUACUUCAGAUAAUAUGAAAAAAGUAAAAAGUGGAAUAGAAAAUAGUACUAGCGAACAUGAUGAGUAUAAUCAGGAUUUAAAAUUUUUUCAAAAAAAUUCAUCAUAUUUUAAAACUUCAUUGGAUACUAUGACAAUAAGUAUAUAUGUAAACACAUUUAUAAAGAAGAUAAAAAUUGGGUUUCAAUUUCUGUAUGAAGCUAUUCAUAACUGUGUAGGUAUUAUCGAUGUAUUCACAUUAAAGGAGAUUUCCUAUUUAUUACAUUCCUUAGCACAUGUAAAUAAAAAAUCGAUACAGGACACUAUUUUUUUGUAUGAUAAAAAUGAAAAUAAUUCUGAACGUACAGGUGAUUUGGAGCAAAAUAAAAAAUUUAAUGAUUUUUUAAAUAUAGCUAGCUCAUUAUAUAUUGUAGAAACUGAAAAUUUGUUUGAAAUAAAAGAAAAAAAUUCCCCUAAAUUGAAAAAUUAUAAAGGAAGCGAUAUGUCUACAAUAGAAAAAAAUGGUGUCAAUGCAAAUUUAGAAAAUUCUAAUAAUAAUAAUAAUGUGAUUAAAGUAGUGGAAAAUAAUACAAAUUUAUAUCCAAAGAAUAAUGUAAAACAUAUUUUAAGAAAAGAUAUUUUUUUAAAUUUUAAAAAUGAAAGAAUAAAUUUGUCAAACGAGUUUUUAAAUAAAUUAAUGGAAAAAAUAAUUUAUUAUACUUCAUAUAUUCUUGAUAAAAAAAAAAACAAUUUUGAUGAAACGAAUGAAAAUAAUAAAAUAUAUAUAAGUAAUGCUAAUAAAAAAUAUAAAAUCGAAAUUAUUGAUAUAAUAAAAUUAAUAUAUAGCUUUUUUAUUUUCUUAAAUCAAAAAAUACAAAUAAACAAAACUAAAGAUAUUAAUUUUGUUCAAGUAGAAAAUAUAAUACAUCAAUACAAUUUAAUUGUUAAAAAAAUACUUACUUCUUUUAAUUAUAUUUAUUUAAUAAUUGAUACAUAUUCGUUGAUAAGCAAUAUAUAUAUUCUCGAUGAUUUUACCCGAGGAAUAAUAAAGGAGUUCGUCCAAAUAUGUAUAAAAAAAAUUGAGGAGGAAAAAAUGUUCGAUGUUGAAAAAAAAAAAAUACUUCUAAGCAUACAAAAUUUAAAGGAGACGAAUAAUUAA